ACAGCCAAGUUAGUCAGCUGAGCCUGAGCCCUCCACUGAUACUACACUUCCCAGCAUGCACUCUGUCAUAUCAUCUUUGACUGCGUGAAAUGAUGCAGCCUUUCCAUCCUCCCUGGUUUUGAGAAACAUUUCGUAAGGUGGUCUGGAACAAGGUCAGGUGAAUGUGAACAAGAAAACAGCCAGAGUCAGGAGAGAGAACAACUGGAGAACUGCUGAUCAGGUUCAAAGGUCAGGAGAACCUCCCGCUCAUUGAAAGGAGAAUUUAAAGAAAUUAAAUUUGGAUCAGAACAGUUCAGUCUGGAGAACUGCUCCUCUCAGUUGUCUCCCUUAUACAAAGGAAUCAUUAAGUAUCUUCAGUCACAGGGUGGAGAGUCUCAUGGUUUGUAAAGAGACGCCCUCUGACAGUUUUACUGUCUGUUUCAGAUAACAGCAGAGCCGUCUGUGCUGUGUGAGGCUGUCAAACAGAACAAAUACAUUCUGUCUGAAACGUUUUAGACUAAAGGACUCCUUCAAUCUACGUUUAGGAUUGGAUCAUGCAGAAUCGAACAAACAGGAGAGGAUACACUGAACAUUAUGUUCGACAGAAACACCUGAAGUUAACAGAACUGAAAUUGGAAGCUGAAAGGAUUGGUUUGAAAAACAGAUACCUCCGGACUGAAAACAUCCCAGAAUAUCCCAAACCAGAGUUCCACGUGAAUCUUCUGAAACAUGAAACUAGGAUCGGGGCUAUGUGGGAUCUGGAGGGAUGGAGGCUUCAGGAACCCAUUCGGAGGACCUUGGAUAUGGUGGAGUCUGGCUGUGGGACCAGACCAGAUGAAGGACGCAGAGAUGAGGCUCCUGGAGAAGACGUUCCCAGACCGGACGGAGGGCGAAGAACCUGAGCAGCAGAACUUCUUGUGGAGGUUUGCCACGUCUCCAGCCUUCAAGGAGACGUCCCGGCUGGGCUGGUACCGCUUCACCUUCCCCCUGCAGGAGGUGCUGACGGCCUACAGCGAGCAGUUCUGCUCCGGUUCUCAGCCCAUCAUGCGGGUCUACGAGACAGUCCUAUACGAACAAGAAGUGAUGCAUGUUGUUCUGGUCCACAGUCCAACUAAGCAGAACUUCUCACACUACCCUUUGCUGACUGAUGACCCAGAUGCUGUUUGUGUUUACAAAGACGGACAUUUUAUCUGGAGACCAGAGGCCAUGUGUGAGAAGCACUGGUUGAAGCUGAUCUGCAGACCUGACAGCCGGCAGCUGGAGGCCUGUGGUGUCGCUCAGGAUCUCUGUUAUGUCUGGGACAAGGUUGCUGUUGCUCUGGACGUUGAGAAGACACAGGUGCUGAAGUUUGAUGCUGAUCGGCUGAGAAGCAACUUGAAGUACUGCCUCCUUGAUGACGUGAACUGCCUUCCAAAGGAUCACAAAUCUGUCAGUUUUGAAGAUGCUAAAACGGUGGUGAAGGGUCUGUGGCCGGGCUGGACUGGUCCUCUGGAGGAGGAGAGCUCCCUGCUGCACAGUUUAUCAGUUUCAGACCUGCGCCUGGUUCUGGUUGGGUGGGCUGGAGUUGGGAAGAGCUCUAGUGGGAACACCAUCCUGGGAAGAAACGCCUUCAGGACCAGUCCUCCAUUUGGUAGAAGCCGGUGUUGUCUGCAGAGAGGCAACGUCUUCGGCAGGGAGGUGACCGUCAUCGACACUCCAGCUCUCCCAGAAACAUCCGACCCUGAGGUCACGAACGAGAUCAUCAGGUGCAUCAACCGGUCGACGCCGGCGCCUCACGCCAUCCUGCUGGUCGUCAGACUGGGGUUCCUCACCACGCAUGUGGAGGAAACAGUGAAGCACGUGGAAAAGAUGUUUGGAGGAAAUGUCUGGAGGCGCACCAUGAUCCUGUUGACCCACCAGAACCAGGCAGAACCAGACAUCCAGAGCCAGCUAAAGGACAUUGAAAACCAACUGAAACUCCUGUUCAGGAAAGUAGGCAACAGAUUUCAGGUCCUGAACAACAAAACGCAUCAGAGAGACGUCCAGCAGGUCUGGGAUCUGCUGUUUGAGGUGAAGGAGAUGCUGGUGAACAAUAAACUGGUGUAAACGGGACAGAACCACAGUUUCAGUGUCUGAAACUCCAUCAAGAAGCAGGAGAAAAUAGUAGGGAAUGUUUUAGAGAUGAAAUGGCUCGGCUCACCUGUGUUUUCAUCAAACUGUCAUCCAGGGAUGGAAAAGCACCUUCACUGACAUGAUCUCUGCCUCAACGCGUGACGAGCUCCUGGCUGUUCAGCACAUAAUUCAUCCUGCAGGACUGCAGCAGAAAUUUAUCACAGAGUAACAACAGAGAUCUCCAGAUGCUGGAAAAACAUCCAAGUGAACUUUUGUUUGUAGCGAGAGCAGCUUCACGCUGCAGGCAUCAUGUGAGAGUAGCAUGCGGCUCUUUGAGCAUCUUUUUCCUCUUUUUCUAAUAUUUGUGUUCAACAAAUGUGAUUCUGUGACGAUGCUGAAAUUUCCCACAAUUUUUGAAGGAGACACUGGCACAAGCAGUGUAAUGUACAGAUGGUUAUAUUCUGUUGAGCCUGGAGUUGAGUCGUUCUAGGAGGAGAGACUUUAAGUGACAGAUGAGAGCCGAAUCAUCCAGGAUUGGAUGUUGAUUAGUGCUAAUGCUCACAAAGCAAUAGAGCCGUGGAAAGUAAUCAAUAGCCAGGGAGGCGGUCCAGUGAAAACAUCGAUUGGCUGGAAUGUCAAUGGUCCUGAGAAAGGGGAAGAGUAUGUUCAACGCUGUGAGGAUGAGUUGCUGAGGUUAACUGCAAACAGGAUAUCAGUGGCAACCAUUGAGGAAUUUCUGACAAAGCAAUAUAAUUCAGAUUUCACAGAGCGCAGCUGUGAAGACAAAACAGAGAUGUCACAAGAUAAUCGGCAGUUCAUGAAAGAUGUGGAACAGUCUUGUCGGUCCUGUAUAAGUCUCCCAUUUAAGAACACGUCUCUGAAGAUGUCCAAUGAUCGCAGUCAAGCUGGGCAGAGAGCCAUCAGUCUCAAGAAAAAACUCAUAAAGAACCCUGAGUUUCAUGCUACUAGAGAUUGAAACUGCAAUAGCAAACUGACAUAGAUAUUGGGUCUUUUGCCAUAACAGAGACAGACUGGCGAACUGUACAGGGUGAGCCCGCCUCUCGCCCGAAACGUUUGCUGGAGAAAGACAGCGGCACCUUCCGACUCCACUAGGGACAAGAGAGUACAGAAGAUGGGUGGAUGGAUUGUUUUAUGCAUUGAUAUCUGAAUGAAACUGGAUUUAAUUCAUGUUUAGGGAGAUAAACUUUGCCUUGUGCCGACAGCCUCUGUGUGGUUUUAAUUUAGUUAUGGUAUAAUUAAACAUUCCCUAUAAUUUUAUCAAAU
Poeciliopsis prolifica (blackstripe livebearer) is the source of this 3354-nucleotide messenger RNA. RefSeq names its product GTPase IMAP family member 8-like. NCBI's taxonomy places the organism in Eukaryota, Metazoa, Chordata, Actinopteri, Cyprinodontiformes, Poeciliidae. The transcript has 6 exons. The record is from RefSeq and is a predicted model, not a curated record. Gene Ontology annotation, molecular function: GTP binding. Bases 709 to 2064 code for a protein of 451 amino acids.